Messenger RNA from Ilex paraguariensis (yerba mate), 876 nucleotides. Lineage: Eukaryota; Viridiplantae; Streptophyta; Magnoliopsida; Aquifoliales; Aquifoliaceae. The record is from the annotation of a GenBank genome assembly.
AUGGCUGCUAUGGACGAGCUGAGGAGAGAGCACGAACUGCUACCUAUUCUCCUAAAGGGUGAAUUUGUAGUUGUUGUGGACCUUGAGCAUAAUCGCAUAACCACAACCGAGGAAAUUCCAGCCGUGCCAGAGCCAGAACAUAGUUCUUUGCGUGAUGAGAUAAUGAAGUUAUUGUAUCCAAAUGUUGUGGGGAUAGACCAAAUGAAAGCCAAUCUUGGGAAUUCAUCUGAGCAACAUCUAAGAGCUAGCAUCAAGCCUUGGGGAGAAGAUCAUGACCUUCAACUUAGGUUUAUAUUCCUGAAGUUCUUUGCAUCAGUGUUAGGUGGAUACCGCAAUUUCAUGGAAAAUACAGCAACUCAUGUUUUCAACACUCAAGCAUUUUUGAAGAAGCGCUCUCGGUCAACCAACCAACCUCUAGAUCCCAUGAUAACACAGUUUUUUGACUCCCAAGGUUUCUUGGAUUAUUUAGAGAGAGGUCUAGGUUCUGAAGAAAACAAUAACAGUCUUCUUGACAAAUUACAAGAUGCAAUUGGGAGAGGUCAAAAUCCUCUAUCAAUUCUUCCCUCGCUAUCGACUGAGCCAGAGAUCAUAACUAUAUCUGAUCCUGGUGUCGGAAUGUCGGGAUCUGGUGCCAAAUAUAGUUAUGACAGGUUUCCUUCUAACAUCAGAGCAGAAGAGCAGGAAGAGAAGAGGAAGCAGAUUCUAGCAGCUGUAGUUGGUGCUGUUGAGUAUUCAGGAAAGCAAACUCCUAGUUCCCCUUCUGUGCUUGUGGGUAAUGACUCUAAAGCUCAAAGCCUCAGUCCGAGGGAGCGGGCUGCUGAACGUGAGCGCAUGGUGUUAGACAUAAAAGUGAAGCUGCAGGUUAAACACUUCUAG